Molecule: messenger RNA, 3024 nt
Organism: Cucurbita moschata (crookneck pumpkin)
Lineage: Eukaryota; Viridiplantae; Streptophyta; Magnoliopsida; Cucurbitales; Cucurbitaceae
Product: putative rRNA methyltransferase
Exons: 11
Coding region: 55-2565 (836 amino acids)
Biological process (GO): maturation of LSU-rRNA from tricistronic rRNA transcript (SSU-rRNA, 5.8S rRNA, LSU-rRNA); maturation of 5.8S rRNA from tricistronic rRNA transcript (SSU-rRNA, 5.8S rRNA, LSU-rRNA); rRNA methylation
Cellular component (GO): nucleolus; nucleus; preribosome, large subunit precursor
Molecular function (GO): rRNA (guanine) methyltransferase activity; rRNA (uridine-2'-O-ribose)-methyltransferase activity
Source: RefSeq, a predicted model, not a curated record
UAGUGCCAUCGCCAUCGCCAUCGCCUGCAAAUCCUUCAAGCUCCAAAUUCCGCCAUGGGCAAAGUCAAGGGGAAGCAUCGUUUGGACAAGUACUAUCGCCUUGCUAAAGAGCAUGGCUAUCGUUCUCGUGCCUCAUGGAAACUCGCCCAGCUCGACUCCAAAUACAACUUCCUCCGCUCCUCCCAUGCCGUUCUCGAUCUCUGCGCCGCCCCCGGUGGUUGGAUGCAAGUCGCCGUCGAGCGGGUUCCCGUCGGUAGCCUCGUUGUCGGUGUCGAUUUGGUUCCCAUUGCGCCCGUUCGCGGUGCCAUUGCUAUCGAGCAGGAUAUCACGAAGCCGGAAUGCAAGGCGAGGCUCAAGAAGAUUAUGAACGAGAAAGGGUGCGCUGCUUUUGAUUUGAUCUUGCACGAUGGGUCGCCCAAUGUUGGUGGGGCUUGGGCGCAGGAGGCCAUGAGCCAGAAUUCGUUGGUUAUAGAUUCUGUCAAAUUAGCUACUCAGUUAUUGGCUCCAAAGGGUGCAUUUGUUACCAAGGUUUUCAGGUCACAAGAUUACAGUUCUGUCCUAUAUUGUCUCAAGCAGUUAUUUGAAAAGGUUGAGGUCGACAAACCAGCAGCAAGUCGAUCUGCAUCUGCAGAAAUAUAUGUUUUGGGUCUUAGAUAUACGGCUCCUGCAAAGAUUGAUCCACGACUUCUUGAUGUAAAGCACCUGUUUCAAGGAUCUGUAGAAUCCCAACGGAAGGUUGUGGAUGUACUUAGAGGAACAAAACAAAAGAGACAUCGUGAUGGAUAUGAAGAUGGAGAUUUGACUCUUCGGAAAGUGUCUUCUGCGUCUAAUUACAUCUGGUCAGAUUCUCCUCUUGAGAUCUUAGGAACUGUGACUUGUAUAACUUUUGAUGAUCCUGCUUGUUUGCUGAUUAAGAAUCAUGAUUUAACAACUGAAGAGGUUAAGGCACUUUGUGAUGAUUUGCGUGUCCUGGGCAAGCAAGAUUUUAAGCAUCUGCUGAAAUGGCGAUUGCACAUAAGGAAGGCCUUAUCUCCCAAUCAAAAGGCUACGCUCACUUCUGUUAAAGAUGCUGAAAAUGAGGUAAAGCAGAACGAAGAUGAUAAAUUACUAAAUGAGAUGGAGGAGCUGACGUAUGCUAUUGAACGCAAGAAGAAAAGGGAAAAGAAGCUUCUUGCAAAAAGGAGAGCUAAGGACAAAGCUAGGAAAGCGAUGGGGAUGCAACUAGACGUCAUGGAAGAGGGUUAUAUUGAUCACGAGUUAUUCUCUCUUUCUAACAUCAAGGGUAAGAAUGACUUAAGAGUUGUUGAUUCAACUGACUAUGAUGUCGACAAUGGUGAGUUGGGAGAACAUGAAAAUGAUGUAACCAAUGAGGAAGAUCAUGGGUCUUCAGCUAGCGACAUUGAUUCUGAUGAAGAGCGCAGAAGGUAUGAUGAACAUAUGGAGGAAUUGUUGGAUCAGGCUUAUGAAAGCUUUGUUGCCAGAAAGGAAGGUAGUGCAAAGCAGAGGAAGCGUGCAAAAAAAGCCUACUCUGAUGAUGCCGAGUUACUUGAGGAGGAUGAGAAUGGAGGCGAUGGUUUUCAAUCUGAUUAUGACUCUGAUGAAAAUCUGGUAGACGAGGAUAGAAAUCCACUGAUGGUAUCUCUUGAUGACGGUGGAGAGCCGACUCAAGAGGAGAUCGCAAACAAAUGGUUCGGUCAGGAUAUUUUUGCUGAAGCAGCGGAAGAUGGAGAUUUGAAGGAGUUGGAUAGCGAAGAUGAUAUGCAGGUUGAUGGGCCAAAAGAAAAAACUGCUGUCACCAAAGUAGCCAAGUCAAAUAUUUCAAAGAAUGCAAGAGAGAAGUCGAAAAUCUCAACCAAUGCAAAAGACUCUAUUAAAGCAGAUGAUGGAUUUGAGGUAGUCCCUGCCCCGGCUACAGAUUCAAGCAACGAUUCAUCCUCUGAAGAAUCCGAGGAUGAAGAGCCCGACACGAAGGCUGAGAUAUUGGCAUGUGCGAAAAAGAUGGUGAGGAAAAAGCAAAGAGAGCAAAUUCUUGAUGAUUCAUAUAACAAAUACAUGUUCGACGACACAGGCUUGCCCAAGUGGUUUUUGGACGAGGAGAAAAGACAUCGUCAACCAAUAAAGCCUAUAACCAAAGAGGAGGUUGCAGCAAUGAGAGCACAGUUCAAAGAAAUCGACGCCCGCCCUGCUAAAAAGGUAGCUGAAGCUAAAGCACGAAAGAAGCGAGUUGCAAUGAAGAAACUCGAAAAGGUUCGCAAGAAGGCAAACAUCAUCUCAGACCAGGCCGAUAUAUCUGAUCGAUCAAAGAGCAAGAUGAUCGAUCAACUUUACAAAAAAGCAGUGCCCCAGAGACCGAAAAAGGAAUUUGUGGUUGCAAAGAAAGGAGUUCAAGUUCGGGUUGGGAAGGGUAAAACCUUAGUAGAUCGACGAAUGAAGAAGGAUGCAAGGAAGCACGGAAUGAGCAAGCAGGGCAAAGGUUCGAAGAAGGGAAAGAACUCAAAGGCUCCAAGAGGUAAGGGGGGAUCUGCUAAGGCUUCCGGGAAGAAGGGAAGAAAGGGAAACAAAUGAAGAUGGGAGAAAAUGUGUGCAAAUGGCGAAUCUACUCUCUCUCUCGUGUAAGAUUUUGCAGUUGAUUCAGUUUUGAUGUUCAUUCUUUGUCCCAUCAAAAGCUAUUGUUUGGAAGCUCUGCCAAAGUUGAGUAUCAAAUGUGACAGUGGUGAAUGGCUUAAGGCUUCCUUAAAAUUACCAGCUUGUUCGAUAGCCAGAUCUUGACCAACGAUCACGACGACCAACGGUGGACGUGGCAACAUCAACCUGCUGUAUUGCUUCAACCAGAUUCUGAAUGUCAAAGAUCAGUGAGUUGAAGAUUGAGUUCACCUUGCAUAGGGUGAAAGGUAGACCUCAUUCCUUACUUGAUUUUAUCUUUGAUUUGAUAUUGUUGAGUCUGAUUAAUUGAACCACAGGCUUACCUUUAAAAUAUACCGAAAAACCUCAUUUAAAUAUAUAGAAAAUUAACCCUUGGCUGAU